Messenger RNA from Camellia sinensis, 1107 nucleotides. The record is from RefSeq and is a predicted model, not a curated record. NCBI's taxonomy places the organism in Eukaryota, Viridiplantae, Streptophyta, Magnoliopsida, Ericales, Theaceae.
ACUACACCUACAUCUAUAUAAGGAACCAUUUGUAAUAGACAGGAUAUCAACAAUACAUCAAUCAAUAAUACAUCAGUUUUUUUACAUGGUAUCAGAGCAAUAAGAUUUAGGCCUAUAUUCCUUUUUUUCCGGCGGGCAGUCGGCUGGCACCCAUGCCUUUGCUGCCCGCUAGAAUUUUCAACACCUCCACAGAGUAUGGCUCAAUCCCAAGCUUACUUCCAUCAAACACAUAAGUUCCAAUUGCCACGGAUAGCCCACCAAAAUACCACCACCUUCUUCAACCCUUCCUGUCCGAACCGGCCUCCUCUCCUUCACUUCUCUCGCCGACAACGUCAAGUGGCGCUGAAGAGAAUAGCGAACAAGAUCAAUCGGCCAGUGACUUUCUCGAAAAGGCGUUCUGGGUUGCUGAAGAACGCUCACGAGAUCUCUGUCCUUUGCGACGCCGAUAUCGGUCUCAUCAUCUUCUCCGCCAAAGGCAAGCUCUUCGAGUACUCCACCACUUCCUGUAUGGAAAGAAUCCUUGAACGAUAUGAGAGAUAUUCAUAUGCAGAAAGGCAGCUUGUUGCAGCCGAUAUUGAUUCACAGGUACGCUGGACUCUGGAACACGUGAAACUCCAGGCCAGGCUAGAGGUUCUAGACAGAACCCAAAGGCAUUUUAUGGGAGAAGACCUUGAUACAUUGAGUGUCAAAGAACUUCAGAGUUUGGAGCACCAGCUUGACUCUGCUCUUAAACAUAUAAGAUCAAGAAAGAAUCAACUAAUGAAUGACUCCAUCUCCGAGCUUCAGACAAAGGAUAAGGCACUGCUGGAGGAAAACAAAUUGCUUGCAAAGAAGAUUAAGGAAAAGGAGGGGAAGGCUCUUGCCCGACAUGCACAAUUGGAGCAGCAAAACCAAGACCCAGCUCAGAUUCGGUUUACACCUCUCUCUCUCCGCAAAACCCACCAUUUGUUUUUUAACCCACUUCCUCUCUCCACUCAAGGACAUGCACAUCUUUGUCCACUUUUCAACCCUUUCCUUCCUCUUUUUGCACCCCACUCACAGAUUCACACACCAUCACUAGUUUUUAUUAAGAUUGUUUAUGCAAUCAAAUUUCCUUCCAGCUUCUAG